Molecule: messenger RNA, 4066 nt
Organism: Pungitius pungitius (ninespine stickleback)
Lineage: Eukaryota; Metazoa; Chordata; Actinopteri; Perciformes; Gasterosteidae
Gene: gba2
Product: glucosidase, beta (bile acid) 2
Exons: 18
Coding region: 646-3228 (860 amino acids)
Biological process (GO): central nervous system development; carbohydrate metabolic process; glucosylceramide catabolic process
Cellular component (GO): membrane
Molecular function (GO): glucosylceramidase activity; beta-glucosidase activity
Source: RefSeq, a predicted model, not a curated record
AAGUACACACUGAGGGGGGGUGUUGUCCACCAGUGACGCACAUAAACGGUUUGCCCGUACGGCGACUUGCUAGGUCGAGCUACAGCGUCCUGUCAAUAGAUCCGGUCUGAAGCAACAGUGGGAUGACGCGGGCACUGCGGUGUGCCGGUUGAACGACUGAGAUCCGCAUCCUCGGCCCUGUUCGGUCUGAAGCUGAGAUCCAUUCAGCCCCCGCAGCUGUCCACCCGGGGUCCAUGCAAACGGGUCUGCAGUCUCUAUCAAACCGGAAUCCAGAGGUGGGGGGGGGGGGGGGGGGGGCGUUGAUGCAAAGUUUUGCUGCAUCUGGGCUCCGACGAUAUCAACAUUUUGAGCUGCAGAAACUAAAUAAUAAUGAGGUUAACAAUGGCACUUGGGUUACUCACCUACAGGAAUUUAAAGCUUGUCCAUGGGAAACCGGUUAACCCCACAUGAAUGACACUCUGAAGCCCGGGGAUCCACUUUUAGAUUUUACAUAAAGCAACCUCCUCUGUGUUUUUACUCCACACUGAAUGCACCUGAAGCCGCUGACAAAAGCUGGGGUCAACUCCCUAUUUGUAAUCACAAAGCCGGUCUUUUGGGCCCCAUUAGAACCGACCAAGUGAGCUCCCCAUUGGGUAUCCUGCAGAAAUGAACACAGAGUGGGGGGAGAAAUCCUCAGCGGACCUCAUGAGCAGGUACGUCUCCAAGGAAGUAGGAUGUGGAGUACCCAAAGAGGGAUGGAGGAUCUGUCUGGCGCACGAGUUCAAGGAGAAGAGAAAGCCCUUUCAAGCGAAAGACGUGUCCCUGUCCAAUGUCCUGGAGCACGUCGGGCUUGGAUUCAGGUAUCUCAAAUGGUGGUACAAGAAGACCCAGGUGGAAAAGAAAGCACCCUUCAUUGACAUGUUUCGUGCCCAACCCUUACGUCAAAUAUACGGCGCUCCACUGGGCGGCAUUGGAGGAGGGACCAUCACCAGAGGUUGGAGGGGGGAGUUCUGCAGAUGGCAACUUAACCCUGGGAUGUACCACUACAAAACGGUCACGGCAAACCAGUUCACGGUGUGUCUGCGUCGCGGCGGGCAAACGGUUUACCAGCAGGUGCUGUCCGUGGAGCGCCCCCCCACGCUGCAGGGCUGGAACUGGGGCUACUGCGGAGAGUACGCCUUCUAUCACGCCCUGUACCCCCGCGCCUGGACGGUCUACCACCUGCCGGGGCAGAACGUCACGUUGACCUGCAGACAGAUCUCCCCCGUCAUCCCGCACGACUACCAGGACUCCAGCCUCCCAGUGGCGGUGUUCGUGUGGGACGUGGAGAACGGCAACGACUACGCCCUGGACGUCUCCAUCAUGUUCACCAUGGUCAACGGCUCGGGGCACAAGGACGACAAGAGCGGGGGGCACUGGAAUGAACCGUUCCACCUGGAGAAGGAGGGGGAGGCCGUGUCCGGGGUCCUGCUCCACCACUGCACCCCGGUGAACCCUUACACGCUGUGCAUCGCAGCCCGAGAACAGCCUGACAGGGAGGUCAGCCACCAGACAGCGUUCAGUCCGAAGGGGACCUGCAGCGGCCUGUGGAGCGACCUCAUCGCGGACGGACGUCUGGACUCUCCCACAGGAUCCAGCCCUCCGACGCCCAAAGGAGAGAAGGUGGCGGCGGCGCUGGCCGCGGGCUGCUCGGUGCCGGCGCAGGGCCGAAACCGCCUGGAGUUCUGCCUGGCCUGGGACAUGCCCACCAUCACCUUUGGCUCCAGGGAGAAGGAGCACAUCAGGAGAUACAGCCGUUACUUUGGGAGCAAAGGGGACGCGUCCCCAUCGCUCAGUCACCACGCCCUGACCCACUACAGCGAGUGGGAGAGGCGCAUCGACGAAUGGCAAAGGCCCGUUCUGCAGGACAGCUCUCUCCCCUCCUGGUACAAGUCGGCCCUGUUUAACGAGCUGUACUUCGUGGUGGACGGCGGGACGGUGUGGACGGAGCUGCCGGAGGACGCCGACAUCAGCGGCGGUGUGCGAAGCGAGGACGGGGGGCUGCCGGCUCAGCCCGCCGUCGUCAAGGAGUUCGGCCGCUUCGCCUACCUGGAAGGUCAGGAGUACAGAAUGUACAACACCUACGAUGUGCACUUCUACGCCUCCUUUGCUCUCAUCAUGCUGUGGCCCAAACUGGCGCUGAGCGUGCAGUACGAUAUCGCUGGCAGUGUAGUUCAGCAGGACCCGACGGAGAGGCUCCAUCUGAUGAGUGGGCGGUGCUCUCCGGUCAAGGCUAAAAAUGUGGUGCCUCACGACAUAGGAGACCCAGAUGAUGAGCCGUGGCAGAGAGUAAACGCCUACCUCAUCCAUGACACUGCAGACUGGAAGGACCUGAACCUCAAGUUUGUCCUGCAGGUCUACAGGGACUUUCAUCUCACCCAGGACCGUCUGUACCUGCAGGACAUGUGGCCCGUCUGCCAGGCGGUGAUGGAGUCGGAGCUGAAGUUCGACCUGGAUGGAGACGGGCUGAUCGAGAACUCCGGAUAUGCGGACCAGACCUAUGACGGAUGGACGGUGACUGGACCAAGUGCGUACUGCGGGGGGCUGUGGUUGGCGUCGCUGUGUGUGAUGUGUAAAAUGGCCCGACUGGUGGACAGCGACGAGGCGCACCGACGCUACAGGGACAUUUUGGACCGGGGCAGCGCUGCUUUUGACAAACUGCUGUGGAACGGCAAGUACUACAACUACGACAGCAGUGGAAGAGACCUCUCCAACAGUGUCAUGUCCGACCAGUGCGCCGGCCACUGGUUCCUGAGAGCGUCCGGCCUGGGAGAGGGAGACUACAAGGCUUUUCCAAAAGAAAAAAUCCAGAGCGCUCUGAAAUCCGUCUUUGACCUGAACGUGAUGAGCUUUGCUGGAGGCCAGAUGGGGGCAGUUAACGGCAUGCGUCCUGAAGGCGUGCCGGACCGCUCCAGUGUCCAGUCAGAUGAGGUCUGGAUUGGAGUAGUGUAUGGACUGGCAGCCACUAUGAUCCAUGAGGGUAUGAAGGAGGAGGGUAUGCGCACAGCGGAGGGUUGCUACCGCACCGUGUGGGAAAGGCUGGGCAUGGCCUUCCAGACCCCCGAAGCCUACUGCGAGAAGGGCAUCUACCGCUCUCUGGCCUACAUGAGGCCUCUGAGCGUCUGGGCCAUGCAGCUGGCGCUGAACUCUUCACAGAGAGAACGGGCCGGAGCCGCUGACGGGGAGCAGGAACUGGAUUUGAGAGAAUAACGGAGCUAGUGGCUGAGCUGUGUGAUUUAGAGACAUGACCUCCGAGCUCUCCUGCCGCCACCGGUCUCAUCCACACUCCCACCCACAGGGCUUUGUGCGAUCGGUAUUCUUGACCUUUCAUUUGCUAGUUUAGUAUUUUUUCUCUUCAGGUGUUUGAGGGUCAAGAUCCGACAACUGACAAAGUUACUUCCUACUGAAGUUGAUAUUAUUUGGUGAGGAAUCACAGAUGGUUUCCAACUUUCCGAUUUUUAUUUUUUUUUGUUAUGCAGUGUAAGGUGCUAACUAGGUGACGUCAAACAUUUGUGUAAUGCUGAUGCCUAUAUAAUUUCAUGGAAAAUCAUUAAUAGUAACAUAUUCAUUAAAAGAUAAUUUCAGAAGUUAAAGUGUUCACAUUCAUGAUCUUUGAGGAAUUGCUUAAUUAAGUGGUGGGAGGGCCCUUCGGUCUCUGUGGCGCAAUUGGUCAGCGCGUUCGGCUGUUAACCGAAAGGUUGGUGAUUCAAGCCCACCCAGGGACGUUUUGAGGAGAUUAAAAUAUGCACAUGCGACAUAGUUUUGAAAUAUACUCAUUUCUUAAUAAACUGGUGUUCAGGGGCUCCCCUAUCGUGCGUAAUGGUCUCUGUGGUGCAAUUGGUUAGAUACUUGUAUAUGUUAAAAACUGACUAUGAAAAACAUUGAUUGCCGAACAUUUUUUUAUUUAUAGAUUUUAGAUUAUAAAAAGGGGUCGGAGUCGGGCAGCAGGCAGACCUUUGGAUGGAUCGCUUGCUGAUACGUGUGUAGAGUCUCCAGGUGCACCUGCAGCAAAUUGCUCAUCUCUUCUAGAUAAAUGUAAACUUUUUAA